UUGGAUGCUGGUCUAUUUUCGGAGCUACAGAUGUUUUUGCUAAACAUGGCUUAGUAUUGAUUCUGUGAAGGCUGGAAUAGUACCAUGAAGGUUGUCAAUAGCUCCAUUAAGGAAGAAAGAAUGGAUCUUGAAGUGGGUAAAUGGGAUAAGUUGAAAAGCUGGAAUAAAGUGCAGGAAGACAUUGGCGAAAUGCUGAAAAAUGUGGAAAAAUUUGAUGACAGCAUGACACUGUACUAUGGGCCUCAGCUUUAUCACACAUUACGACAUCCAGCUCACAUCAAAUGUAUGACCCAUUUUACAUCCAACAUUGGAGAGAAUUUUGUGUCCCAUUACAGACUUGGAACUCAGGAUCAGCUUAGUGUUUGGACACUCAAAUCAGUUGAACGUGUAGCCAAAUGUGAAAACCAAAGGUUUAACAUCACUGGUGAAGUAAAGGCUUUCCUGUUUAUACCUAAACACAGGGCUUAUAUGUGCUUUUGUUCUGAUCUUGUGAUGAGAAUGUACACUGAUGUCCACUCAAACUGUUCAGAAUCGUGGUCCGAACAAUGUCUAACCACAGUCAGAUGUAUGGCUUACAACAGGGAGACAGACGAUGUGUAUGUCGGAGGUGUUGGAGUUCUGCAGAAAUGGAAGAUUAGUGGAGCAGAGCAUUCAGCCAAAGCAGAACCUGGAGACGUCUUCAACACUGAUUUGCAAAAAGACGAGUGGGUGAUUGACAUCAAAGUUGAUACAAGAAAUAAACAGUUAAUGGCCGUCACUUACGAAGGAGUAUAUGUUGUCAACUAUGAGACAAUGAAACAGACUCAUCACUUAGAAAACAGACAUGGGAAUUCUUUAAGAUGUUGUUGUUUCUAUAAAGACAGAGAAUACUUUAUUACUGGAGGAGGUGAUGGAGCCAUCAAGGUCUGGAAUGCUGUUGUAUUUACUCAGGUCCAUGUGUUUUAUGGGCACCAUGAUGUCAUAACAGCUCUGCAGACCCACAAAACAGACCCUUUGCUGUUCUCUUCUUCUUUAGAUGGUAGUGUACAAAUAUGGAGAAUGGAUAAUUUCUCAAAGUUCAUGAGAUUAGAUCUAGGAGACAAGAUAUACAGCAUGAAACUUAUUGGUGAUGAAGAAUUCUACUGUCAGACAGAAAACCAGAUCAAAAUCUAUAGUCUUAAUCAGUUUUACAACCUCUUUGCUCCAGUAGAAUCAUCUGUUUACAAGUUACAGCUCAGCUCAGGGGUCAAAGGUCAUCCUAGCAGGAUCAUCGCUUCUACUGAGGAUGGCUCUGUGAGAUUAUUUUCUCCUGUUACUGGGGCAACACUGACUAUCAUCUAUCCAAUGCCAACCUUUCAGGUACUGUCAUGCUUUGCUUAUAGUCGAGAGAAAAACAGACUUCACUCAGUCUUACAAAAUGGAGAAGUGUUGCUAUUUAAUUGUGAUACAAAUCCAUGUAAAGCUGUAGAAGUCUGGAUCCCACAAACAACUGAUGAGGAAGUCUUACAGAUAGUACAGUUAACUCUUGCUUAUGAGAAGGAAGAGGCCAUUGUCACAGAUACAGUUAUUCUGGGAGGGAUGCGCAAUGGUCAGAUUUGCUUGUUGGAAGCUGCACAGUCUGUAAUGAUAAAAAAUGUCCAAGCUCAUGUUGGUACCAUCACCUGCAUGGAAGGAGCUACAGAUAUUGGGAUGACUGGUUUCAAACUACUCGAGACCAAUAGAAAAAUGGCAACAGGUGGUGAUGAUCUUUUCAUCAAAAUCUGGGAGAUAGGUGUCAAGGCAGGGCAAUUGUUUGACAGUAUUUUUAUACAGCUUUUGAUAAAGAUACCAUGUGUUGGGAUGCCAGAACACAUAUGUAUGUAUGAGAACACAAUAAGUGUGUCAACAUCUGAUGAUUCAGACAAGGGCAAGUUGCACAUGUAUAGAUUGGAUGGACAGGAAAGUAAAGAAAUACAGAUCACAACACUUCAACACACACAAGACGAAGAUCACACUGAACAUAUAACUGCUAUUGAUAAAUGCCCUCUACUGGGACUGUUUGCUACUGCUAGUGAAGAUGGUUAUAUUAAGAUUUGGAAUCGUCACAACCAGUUGAUCCGAGAGAUGGGAUUUGGUGAACCUAUGCAUGGUCUGUGUUUUGCCAACGUUAGAGGAGAUAUAUUGAUAGGAUUUCAAAACCAUAUCUGUACUAUUCCCUUGACAAGUUAUUUCCCAAAGAAUUACUUAGAAAGAAUUACAAGACAAGAGUUCAAGGAUGAAGUCCGAGAAAUUCCUUUAGCUUACAACCAUAGAAUCAAACCUUGGUUUGAUCCAAAAGCCUUGCCAAAAUUUUCUCUAUCACUUACUAAAAGAACAGAAGAAAAGAAACCAGUUGAAGAAGAGGACAUUUUAGAAGAUUUGGAAUUAACCCCCAGGGUACCACAGUGUAGUCCUGAUAUUAAAAUUGAGGAAGAAUUAGUAAAGCCAGAUUUCAUAGAAAUACCAGCCAUCACUAAAAGUUUUCAGGCAUCAUAUGUUAAAGAAGUUCAAAAGGAAAUUUAUAAAGAAAAAAAAAAGAAAUUAGAACUGACAGGAAAGGAAGAAGAAGAAGAUUCAGUGUUUGAUAGAGGUUAUUCAGCUCCAACACCUGUACCUGCUAAAAGAAUGAGGAUAGAAAAAGCAAGAGAAGAGAGAAGAAAGAGUGACACGCUAUACUUUGAGAAACUAUCCCAAUGGGAACGCGACUUGUUCAAACGGAAGCCAAUAAUAGCCCCAGAUGGGUACAUACCAAACUCUGCUGUAAGGAAAGAACUAGGAUAUGUAACUCCAGCUUCACCACUUAGAAAGAAAAAAGAUACUUGGACUAUAGAAUCUAUAAAGGUACCAGCCUCGACUCAACCGGUUGCCAAGACACAAGAAGAACAGGCAAAAGAGGAUCACCAUUGGGAAGAGGUCAAGGCCAGAUAUUUACAAUUUUUGGAUGAGUCAGAGACUGAAUUAGAAUCAGAACAUGAAGUAUCUCGUCCACCUCGAUAUGGGGGACGCCCUAAUAAUGGCAGACAACGUGGGAAAAAACAAAGCAGGGUUUACGAUAGUGAUGAUGACCUUGAAUUUGAUGAUAGCGAGGAUAUAACUGAUGCUGAUAUUUUUGAUGGUUACGAUUUGGAAAUUGUUCAACCGGAACCUCCCAGACAAAGAUCAGGGUCAAAUAAAAAGGUUAAGGCCAGGUAUCUGAAAUUCCUGGAUGAUAACAGUGAGGAUGACAAAGUUUCCUCAUCUGAUGAUAGUGAAUUAGAGGGAGAUAACAAAGACCCUCGGCAAGGUGUUGGUGGCGCUAGACCUCGUAAUGUUGGCAGAGGUCGUGGCAAAAAGAAGGUCAGGCUUGUUGAUAGUGAUGACGACGACAUUGAAUUUGAUGAUAGCGAGCCAGUGGAAGAUACAGAUAUCUUUCCUCCUGGUUACGAGGCCGAGAUCGGUCAGGAUUUUGUCGGAGGUCCAUACUCUUUGUUACGUGCUGGCUCUGAUUUGAAGGAUUUCAGGCCAUUAAGUUGGGGAGACGAUGAUGGAAGUAGAUCCACUAAUAGUGCUACACCAUGGAGAAAGAUGUCAAACUUUAUGAGGGCCAGUUCUACCUUAUCUAAUCAGUCAACAUCCUCUUCCAGACGAGGACCUAAAGGGAACAGGCGUUCAACACCCACAACUCCUAAAUAUGACCUAAAGGCUAAGAAGUUUGAUUUGCACAGACUAGAUUUAGAUAUGGGGACUCCAGACAGGAUGCGGAGGUCAUUAGGUACUAAGAGUAGAGAGAGGACUAAAUCAUCAUUUAGACUUACCAAUAUGGUUGUAGAUGAACAAUCAACAAAUGUCACUUUUAAGGAUGACAGUAAGUCAGGUCACAGGAAAGGCAUGUUACCAGCUGUCGAUAUGGAUGUAAUCCGUCAAUUGAUGGAUGACUUUUUCCCUGAUUUACGUGGCACAGCCUCAUUUGAUUCCAUCCUGCAGAAUCUAAUCAGAAUGUUGGAUACAGAAGACGAGGAACUCCAUAGAAGAAUCUGUGAUUAUGUCAUUUCUAUACAUAGGGAUAUAGGUAUACAGGAUCAUUACCUAGACAGAAUUAUCAGUAAAUUGUCUGUACAGCUAGGAGGAGAUAACUCUUCAUUUAAAAUGGAUGCAUUGCGAACCUUGAAGGUGAUAGGUGUUGACAGACAGGAUGUUCUAGCUAUUGUACUGCCAAGACUUAUAGACUCUCAGGAAGAUAUUAGAGAGCAAGCUAAGGAAGUAUUGGCUGCAUUAUGUGGGGUGGAGAAUAAAGAUGAAUUACUUGAACUGAUGAACUCAUUGGGAAUGACAAAACAAUUUGAUACCAAGGAAGCAGAGGAGGAAGCAUUGAAGGAGCUGGCCAUGAGGUUAGAUGUUCCGUACAGAUCUGAUAGUUUUGCAGACUGGAUCAACAACUGGGUAGAUGACGCCUCGUCCAUAUAUGAUAGUGAACCAGAGGUCAAGUUGGAUGAUAUAGACAAAGCAUGGGAUGGUAGACAGCGUAAGUGGAAACCAGAGUCUCUGUACCUUACUGAAUCUGCCAGUCGAGCUUCCACUAGGAUGAGAGAGUUGUCUUUCCUUAGUAAAGGAUCACCAAUAAGAGGUUUGACUGAUCUUUCUGGUACCCUUAGUGGAUAUGAUGAAUACCAGUCAGAUUACUCACACAGUGAUGAGGAAGCUGACAUUCACUCAACCAUGACAAAUUACAAACAAAGGGAUCAGGAAGGUCAAAGUUUAAUAGUAGAAGACUAUGACCCGGAAUAUACUAAAAAUUUACUCUUGAAUGAUUUGAUGAGGGAAAAUAAUGAUGGAAAUUUUGGAAAUGGUGAUAAAAUUCUUCAAGAGAGGAGUAUGGAGAACAUCAAUGAUAUUGUAAUUGAGGAUAAAGUUGUUUUAAAUCGUCCAAACUCAAAUGUGGAUAUGACUGAAGACGUCAUUAUGGAAGAUGCAACUACACAGACAUUUGAUAAAGGAAUGGACAGUUCUGAAAGUCAGAAAAAAACAAAUGGUCUGGAUUCUGAUCAAGUUGCUCGAGAGGGUACUCCUAUACAGGAAUUAGACGAGAAUGAUGUAGAACAGUUAAGGAUAGAAGAUCUUGAAAAAAUCAAAACACAAGGACAGUUAUCAGACAGAUCUAGUAGGUCCAGCAAUAGAAGUAGACGCAGUGUCAAAAACGGCCAGGCUGAAAUAUUAAAUUUGCCUGGACAAGGCUUCCUGGCAAGAGAUGAGCCUAUUUUACACCUUAAGGAAGGAACAUCUUACAGCGCAGAGGAGGAGGACUGGUUUGAUCCUAGAGAUCCUAGUUUAUACAGAUAUUAUAAAAACAGGUACAACAAAGAAAGAGAAACUGAUGGAAAAUUCAGUUAUAAGAACAUGAGUAAAUUAUUCAGUAAAACCCAGCUUGGUGCUGGUGAAGAUACAGAUAGUCAAAUUGGGUCAUUGGAUAGCCAUAGUCAGGUUGGUGAUACUAUAAGCACUAAUGACUCAGGUAUUAUUAGUAUCCAGGACUCAGGAAUUGGACGUGAUAUGUCUGAUACUUACAGCUACAAAUCUCAGAAAGCCAGUCCAUUCCUGUCAAAAGAGAAGAUUGUAGCUAGAGCUGCAUCUUAUAGGCCAAGAGUGGAGUCCCACAGAAAACAUAACCUUUCACCUGUCAAGUCUAACAGUACUAUUGGAGGAGCUUCUGCAAAGUCAACACCAAGAGAACAAGAACCAGAUUGGAUGAAGUUUUUCCAGACCCCCACAGCAUUAGAGAGAAAGAGAAUGGAAAUGGUCAAUAGAGAAUUCAAUGAAGGCAAGAUGAAACCGGGAUCUGCUCUGGUUGUCAACUACAUCAGUGAAGGCCUGCCCAUGUUGCCUGGUGAGGCAGGGUUAAGACUUCUGAAGUCAGUCAAAGUGGGUAGGCACAAGGGUUCUAUAACACCAGCGGAAGAAAGACAUCACAUGAUAGAAUCUAUACCAGGGAAACUAGGUGUUCAUACAAAGGAUGAGGACAAGGGACAAUCCAAAUUUGGUAUUUUACAAAUGCAAUGGACCACAGCUAUUCCAGCACCUGUGUCACAUAACCCUUAUCCUGAGAGAUAUUCUGCCAUGUCUGGCAUGUCUGAUGCAACCUCUGAACUAGGUGGCAGCACUGUACGGUCAGUUCAAUCCAAAAGACAUCUCCCUGCUAUUAUAGAAAAGUAUGGAAGAUCUGAAAGGACUGAUACUUCUGAGAUGACUGACUUCCCUCACCUUCCUGGAGGAAUCUAUACUCCUGACUAUAAAUGGGAUUAUCCCAUCCCACCACCCCCUGCAAAGGAAUCUCGGAUCAGUAUACCUUAUAUAAAGAAAGAACAUGAAAGAUACUGCAAAUAUUAUACAUUAGUGAAGAAAAAGAUGCAAAAUUACACAUCAAAAACUCGGGGAAGCCAUAAAAUGAAUUCAUCACUUCCGAGAGUAGAAAUUAAGAAAGCAUUUCCAGAGAAGCUAAAGUUACCAAAGGAACUGACUCAGAUUUCACGUGUCUCUAGUGUUUUAUUUCCACCAAUCACAUUGAAUCAGCUGAUGUCCGCACGAACGUAACACAACUAUUAAGAAAUGUAUCAUUUUUCUACGAAGAAAAAAAUGACUGAAUGUCUGGAGGGAUGUACUACAAAUGUAAAAAGGCAAAAAUUAGGCUAUAAUGCUAUGAUAAUUGUUACUUUGAAAUCUACAUUGAAUAGAAUAAAAUUUGGAUGGAAAAUCUUUUUUCAGAAACUAAAGCUGCAUAAAAAGUGUUGAUUUUAUUUUUGUGCAGGACACAAGGAUUUUAUAUUGGUUGUUAAUUUCUCUUAAGUUAUUUAAGUUGUUGAUAUGAAAAGAAUAUCGUUUAUUUCUAGUAUAGUAUUUAUUGAUAAAAAAAAACCAUGUGAAUUCAUAAUUUUAAAUAUAUUCUUCAAUGUGAUUAUGAAUAUGAUUUAUAUGAAUAAUUUUUUUAAGGAUAUGUCUUAGCUACAAUUAAACAACACUCUAAUAUUGAAGUGAAAGACUUUUACUUAUAAAUAACACUUUAUAUCUAAAUAAUAAUUUUUGUUCUAGAAAUCACAUAGAAUAAAAAUAUCCAGAAUAUCAAUUAUUUAUAAAAGUGCGUACUCACUUAUUAUAGUCUUUGUUUUCACUUAGUUCAAGACAACAAACAAAAUUUCUUGAGACAUAUAAGACAACAUUACCUAUAUUUUAGUGAAGUUGAUAAUAUAUAUAUGAUAUUUAUAUGUAUGAUAUUACAUUUCAAAUCAAAUUAUGCUCAAAUAUUGACUUUCACCACCAUAAUUUAUCAUAUUCAAUUAAAAAUCCUUAAUUUAGAUUCAAAAUUCUAGACUUGUUCUUAAAAAAUUAAAACUUCUGAACUUAAAAAUUUACAAAUUUUACAAAAUAAGUGCUAUAAAACACUCUUUAAUAACUAUACAAUAUUGUGAUAAUGAUGCAGUUUUUUGUUAUCUUGUUAUUAAUGAUGGUUUGUUUAUAAUUUGUUAAUCAUAAUAAACACAUUUAACUGUUAA
Molecule: messenger RNA, 7517 nt
Organism: Mytilus californianus (California mussel)
Lineage: Eukaryota; Metazoa; Mollusca; Bivalvia; Mytilida; Mytilidae
Exons: 53
Coding region: 85-6561 (2158 amino acids)
Molecular function (GO): protein binding
Source: RefSeq, a predicted model, not a curated record